AUGGAAGUUAAGUUGGACGAAGAUGUAGAUGAUGGAUCAGAGGUGGAUAUGAGUAGUGCAAUAGAUGAGUUAUGGAAAAGGUUUAAGUCACUGGAUGUUGUUGGGAAAAGGGCAUUAAAAAGUAGGGUUUUUGAACUUGCCUUCCCUACAAUGACUUCUAUGUGUCCACCACCUGAGAAAAUAAAAACUAAAGGGGGAGUCAAGAAGAAAUACAAAAAACCAGUAGGAUAUGAUGUUUAUAGAGACCCUUCGUAUCACGAGUAUGUUGAUCAAGCAUCUCAAUCUUCACAGAUGCAAUCUCAACCAUCACAAACUUCGAAGAAAUUGAAAUUAUCACAGUCUUCACAAAAGAAAUCUCAACCAUCACAGGCUUCGAAAAAGUUGAAAUUAUCACAAUCUUCACAGUCAUCUAAGCAGUUCAUCCUUCAAUUUCCUAAUCACAUCAGGUCAUAUAUUGAUGAUGUAGUUAAUGUUGUAUCAGAUGGUAAUUGUGGAUUUCGAGUCAUUGCUUCAUUGCAUGGAUAUGGUGAAGAUGGUGGCCAAUGGUUCGUCGAGACUUGGGGUUGGAAAUAA
Molecule: messenger RNA, 573 nt
Organism: Lathyrus sativus (Indian pea)
Lineage: Eukaryota; Viridiplantae; Streptophyta; Magnoliopsida; Fabales; Fabaceae
Source: the annotation of a GenBank genome assembly